This is a messenger RNA of Sorex araneus (European shrew), 4441 nucleotides long. RefSeq names its product solute carrier family 28 member 1 (gene SLC28A1). Gene Ontology annotation, molecular function: pyrimidine- and adenosine-specific:sodium symporter activity. The coding region runs from base 1395 to 3308 and encodes 637 amino acids. Gene Ontology annotation, biological process: pyrimidine nucleobase transport; uridine transmembrane transport; cytidine transport. The record is from RefSeq and is a predicted model, not a curated record. The transcript is spliced from 19 exons. Gene Ontology annotation, cellular component: membrane. Lineage: Eukaryota; Metazoa; Chordata; Mammalia; Eulipotyphla; Soricidae.
CAUGGAUUGGGAGAAUUAACAUGGUCAAAAUGGCAAUACUCCCCAAAGCAUUAUACAGGUUCAAUGCAAUCCCUAUAAGGGUACCCAUGACAGUCUUCAAAGAAAUUGAUCAAACACUCCUGAAAUUCAUAUGGAACAACAAGCCCCCCCCAAUAGCUAAAGCAAUUCUUGGGUAAAAAAAGAUGGGAGGCAUCACCGUCCCCAACUUCAAACUGUACUAGAAAGUGGUAAUAAUUAAAAUAACAUGGUAUUGGAACAAAAGCAGAUCCACAGACCAGUGGAAUAGGGUUGAAUAUCCUUACACACACCCUCAAGUAUAUGAUCAUAUAAUCUUUGAUAAGGGAGCAAGAAAUGUGAAGUGGAGCAAGGAAAGCCUCUUUUAACAAAUGGUGCUGGCAAAACCGGACAGCUACAUGCAAAAAAAAAAAUGGGGGCGGCUCAGAUCUCUACCUAAUACCAUGCACAGAAAUCAGAUCAAAGUGGAUUAAAGACCUCAACAUCAGACCAGAAUCCAUAAGGUACUUUGAAGACAAGGUCGGCAAAACCACCUACAACAUUGAAGCUAAAGGUAUUUUUAAGGACAAAAUGCCAUUGACCAAGCAAGUGGAAAUAGAGAUAAACAAAUUGGACUAUUAUUAUUAUUAUUUUAAAUUUUAUUGAAUCACCGUGAGAUAGUUACAAGCUUUUAUAUUUGGGUUACAAUCUCACAAUGAUCAAACACCCAUCCCUCCACCAGUGCACAUUCCCCACCACCAAUAUCCUGGGUAUACCCCCCCUUUCCCACCCUCCCCCUGCCUCUAUGGCAGACAAUAUUCCCCAUACUCUCUCUCUACUUUUGGGCAUUAUAGCCUGCAGCACAGACACUGAGAGGUCAUCAUGUUUGGUCCAUUAUCUACUUUCGGCAUGCAUCUCCCAUCCCAGCUGGUUCCUCCAGCCAUCAUUUUCUUAGUGAUCCCUUCUCUAUUCCAUCUGCCUUCUCCCCUGCGCUCAUGAAACAGUCUUCCAGCUAUGGGGCAAUUCCCCUGGCCCUUGUAUCUACUGUUCUUGGGUGUCAGCCUCAUGUGAUAUUAUUUUAUACUCCAUAAAUGAGUGCAGUCCCUCUAUGUCUGUCCCUCUCUUUCUGACUCAUUUCACUUAGCAUGAUACUCUCCAUGUAUAUCUUUUUAUAAGCAAAUUGCAUGACUUCAUCUCUCCUGACAGCUGCAUAGUAUUCCAUUGUGUAGAUGUACCAAAGUUUCUUUAACCAGUCUUCUGUUUUAGGGCACUCGGGUUGUUUCCAUAUGUUGGCUAUUGUGAACAGUGCUGCAAUGAAUAUAUAGCUCAAGAGAAACAAUGGCCAAAAUACAAAGACAGUCUACAGAAUGGGAAAGGAGCAGGGCUGAAAAUACACGGCCAUGGAGGAGGCCCGGCCCCAAGGCUCAGAUUCCUUCUCACUCAGCUUCAAGAACCCGGAUGCUGUGUCCCUGCGGAGUCUGGAGGAAGGCCGGGACCCCACUGAGAGAGGGCACAGCUGGACUGCUGACCCCCUGGAGCGCCCUUCAGGAUGGAGGAGCCUGCAGCCAGCCCAGAGGCUCCGACGCUUCUGCAGGGAGCACUCGCAGCUCUGGAGAUGGAUCUGCAGGGGCCUGGCCUGCACCGCCUUUGUGGCCUUCCUGCUGGUAGCCUGCCUCCUGAACUUCCAGCGGGCCCUGGCGCUCUUCAUCCUCACCUGUGUGGUCCUGUUCUUCCUGGCCCAGAGCCUGCUCCAGCCGCUGCUGGCUCCAAAGCUGCAGAGGCUCCUGGAGCCCCUGGCCCGGCCCCGCCUGACCCUCUGGCUGAAGAGAGCCCUGGCCCUUGCCGCCUUCCUGGGCCUGGUCCUAUGGCUGGCACUGGACACCGCGCAGCGCCCCCAGCAGCUGGUGUCCUUCGGGGGGCUCUGUGUCUUCGUGGGCUUCCUGUUCGCCUGCUCCAAGCAGCACCAGGCAGUGUCCUGGCGGGCCGUGUUCUGGGGCCUUGGCCUGCAGUUUGCACUUGGGCUUUUUGUCAUCAGAACAGAACCAGGAUUUGUCGCCUUCCGAUGGCUGGGUGACCAGAUCCAGGUUUUCCUGAGCUACACCGAGGCGGGCUCCAGCUUCGUGUUCGGGGAAGCUCUGGUCAAGGACGUCUUUGCCUUUCAGGUGCUGCCCAUCAUAGUCUUCUUCAGCUGUGUCAUGUCGAUGCUCUACUACGUUGGCCUCAUGCAGUGGGUCAUCCUAAAGAUUGCCUGGGUGAUGCAGGUGACCAUGGACACCACCGCCACGGAGACCCUGAGUGUGGCCGGGAACAUCUUUGUGAGCCAGACGGAGGCGCCCCUGCUGAUCCGGCCCUACCUGGCGGACAUGACUCUGUCCGAGCUGCACGUGGUCAUGACCGGCGGCUACUCCACCAUCGCGGGCAGCCUGCUGGGCGCCUACAUCUCCUUUGGGAUCGACCCCACGUCUCUGAUCGCAGCCUCCGUCAUGGCAGCGCCCUGCGCCCUGGCCCUGUCCAAGUUGGUCUACCCCGAGGUGGAGGAAUCCAAGUUCAGAAGCCAGGAAGGCGUGAAGCUGAGCUACGGGGAUGCUCAGAACCUUCUGGAAGCCGCCAGCAGCGGGGCUGCCAUCUCCGUGAAGGUGGUGGCCAAUAUUGCAGCCAAUCUGAUCGCCUUCCUGGCCGUGCUGGCCUUCAUCAACGCCGCCCUGGCCUGGCUGGGAGGCAUGGUGGAUGUGGAGGGCCUCAGUUUCCAGCUCCUCUGCUCCUACAUCCUGCGGCCUGUGGCCUUCCUGCUGGGCGUGACCUGGGAGGACUGCCCGGUGGUGGCCGAGCUCCUGGGCAUGAAGCUGUUUCUGAACGAGUUUGUGGCCUACCAGGAGCUCUCUGUGUACAAGGACCGCCGCCUGGCAGGGAUGGAGGAGUGGAUCGACGGCAAGAAGCAGUGGAUCUCAGUGAGAGCGGAGACACUCACCACCUUUGCCCUCUGUGGAUUCGCCAACUUCAGCUCCAUCGGGAUCAUGCUAGGAGGCCUGACAUCCAUGGCGCCCCAUCGGAAGGGCGACUUCUCGGGGAUCGUGCUGCGGGCGCUCCUCACAGGGGCCUGCGUGUCCCUGGUUAAUGCUUGUGUGGCAGGCAUCCUCUACAUGCCCAGGGACCCCGUGGUGGACUGCGCGUCCCUGCUGAACACCACUGUGAGCAAUGCCAGCUACGAGCUCUACCUGUGCUGCCAGGAACAGUUCCAGGGCACUGGCCCAGCCCUGGGCCCCGCCGCCCUGUCCAGCUGCUGUAACUUCUACAAUCACACGCUGUGCGGGUGACGGCCUCCUGUGCAGGACCCUCUGUCACAGGUCCUGAGGGGGUGAUGGAUGGGCAGCAGGGGGUGAGGGUGCCUCAUGAGCCCCCCAGGUCAGCUCCCCCGAGGGGGAAUCUCCAGGUCCCCUAACCUCCUCUCUCCCCUUAUACCUGGUGGCCCCAGGACCCCUACCCCACCGCCCGCUGGUCCUCUCUUUCCCCCUUCUAUUAGGCUCACCCAUCUCUGGGACUCUGGGGUUUGCUGUGACUUUCAUUCUUAUGGACAGUUACUCCUGGAGAGCCCCCUGGACACUGGACACCCCCUAAUCCUCCCCACUGGUGAUUCUAGGGGGUUCCACAAUGUGCUGGGUUUGGGGACCCCCAGACCUAAUAAAGUUAGGCAGGUGCUUUGGCUUUGUUGUUGUUUUGCUACGGAUGCUGUGAGACAUUUUCUAGACUCAUUUCACCCUAAGAAACGUGUUUGAGGGCUGGAGAGACAGCACAGCGGGGAGGGCGCUUGCCUUGCAUGUGGCCGACCCAGGUUGGAUCUCCAACAUCCCAUAGGGCCACCCCCCCAGCCCGCUGGGAGUGGUUCCUGAGUGCAGAGCCAGGAGUCAAUCCCCAGGAUUGCCAGAUGUGGCCGCAAAGCAGGAAGCAAACAAGAAGAAACGUGUUUGAUGGGGCCUCUUUCUCAGGCCCUCAGACUGUGGCAUCCACUCGAGUGAGCCGGUGCAUCAUUGAUGCCAAGGAAUUGAGUGGGUGCUCUCUGCAGCCUUGAAGCUGGGAACAGCCAUGGGGGCCUGUGGGCUGCUGGCCUCAUCUAUAGCCCCCAGGAGCCCCCAGUGCUGUGCGCCUGCCUGGAGGGGCAGCGUUGAGGCCACAGGGCAAGGACCUGCUAUGGUUUUUGGUGGAACCGGUACACUCUGGAGCACGUCACGGAGGUUCCAAGCCGGGAUGAUGCAGUAUCUGGCCUGAUUGGAACUUGCCUAAGCCAGCUGACCCGGGUUCGACCCCCAGCACCCGCAGAUGGUCCCCUGAGCCCCACCAGGAGUGAUUCCUGAGCACAGAGCCAGGAGUCAGCCCUGAGCACUGCUGGGUGUGGCCUCCAAACCAAAACUUAACAAAUAAAAACUAUGCAAAAUAAUCAGAUUCACUUUGU